This is a messenger RNA of Didymodactylos carnosus, 14919 nucleotides long. Lineage: Eukaryota; Metazoa; Rotifera; Eurotatoria; Philodinida; Philodinidae. The record is from the annotation of a GenBank genome assembly.
AUGAAAAUUGAUCGAUCGAAACUCAAAAAGUAUCUGCUUGAACCACCUGCAGAUUGUAAACAUUUUAUUGAAAAACUAAAAAAUUGUGAUCGAAAACAACUACGUGAAUUAUUACAACCGAUAACAUUGUGGCAUAUUGGAAAGCAAGCUUUCUCACAGUACUUUACGAAAUGUGAAUUAUAUCAUUGGAUUGAUGCAUUAGAUUUAUUUGAUUCGGUAUUGGAAGAGGCAUGUUUGAAAACUGGCACAUGGAUGCUAAACUGUGAUAGAAAAGAAAAUGGAGAAUUAAAGUUUCUUGUUCUCGAUAUACUUCAUUUUACCGCUCUAUUAAUUGAACAUUCAUAUUCACGUCAUUUAUAUAAUUCAAUCGAAUAUCUAAUUUUAUUAUUACAAUCGUCAGAUGUACAUAUUGUACUGGGUGUUUUAUCUCUAUUGUAUGUGUUCAGUAAACGCUCAAAUUUUAUUACUCGUCUACAAUUAGAUAAAAAACAAGCACUUAUUACUCGUUUAAUUUAUCUAGCUGAGACAUGGGGUGGAAAAGAAAAUGGCUUUGAUUUAGCACGAUGUUGUAGUAUACGAGAUUCAUCAGAGUUUCCUGAACAUGCCACAAAUUUACAUUUCCUUUAUGUCACGCAAUCAGAACUAUCAUCUGGAGGAAUUCAACAGCAAAUAUCAAAACAAAUCGAUGUACCGAAUGUACAUUUAGCUGGAGAAAAUGCAGCAGCCGUCAUGGAAUUAGUUUUAGCUGAGCAUACCACGUUAGCAGAAGAUAAACAGAUUAAAUUAUUUACUCAUCUUCGUUUGGCUUAUGCUUUUCCAAAUUUUGAACAGCGUUUACUCUGUAUACAAGCACGUUUGCAAGCAUUAUCAAUAUUAGGUAUAAUUUAUUCAAUUGCCAUACAAGAUGUAAAUAAUGUUCUUUAUGAUGGAUUAAUUGAAGAACUUGUCGAAGUAUUAAAUGUCAGAGAUACAACAUUAAUUGAUAUCAAAGCUUCUGCACUGAAAACAUUGACAUCUAUAAUUCAUCUUGAACGAACUACGAAACAUCCACCUCGAUUGCAAGAGAUUAUUGAAGCAACACAAGCAAAUUCAUACCAUGGCUUUUUGCCAACGCUUGUUCGACAGUGUAUUGAUAAAUUAACAGAUCCAAAUGCCGAUCGUUUUCCUCAAACAUUAUCGACAUCUUUAUUUUCUUUUCUUUAUCAUAUGGCAAGUUAUGAAACUGUAAAUUGCGGUAUUAUGCAAGCAUUAAUCAAAGUUGUAAAUUAUUAUGACGAAUCUCAAGAAUUUAUAAUGUUUGUAACAAGAGCUGUACGAGUAAUUGAUUUGAUAACAACUCUCGAAAUCACAUCAUUUCAAGCCAAUAAUGGUUUACAAGCAUUUACUAAUCGCCUUGAAGUGAAACAACCAUUCAUUAUUCGAACACCAAAACGGGUUACUCAACAAACUCAAAUUUUCACAUCAGAUUCAUCUUAUUUUGUUAAUCCUAAUUCACCGACAACACCAGAAGACUUAAACUCAACAACUGAUCACCAAUCAUCAACUGAUAUGGAUACACAACAAAAUAUACCAACAUCAGCUACAACAACCAACGCAAAUUUAGAUCAAGACCAACAGACAAAUGAUGAUACAUUCGAGUUGACAACUACAGCACCUAAUUUAGGACUAUUAUGUUAUCAUCAACGUGCUGCUCUCUUAAAGUCCAUAUUGAAUUAUUUGAAAAAAGCAUUCUCUGAACCGACCAUGGUCGAAUCAACUCGUCAUAUUAUGGAUGGUUCAUUACCAAAUUCUUUGAAACAUAUCAUUAGUAAUGCUGAAUAUUAUGGUCCAUCGUUGUUUCAUUUAGCCACAGAUGUUGUUACAUCGUUUAUCUUUCAAGAACCAUCACAAUUAUCGUCAUUACAAGAUAAUGGAUUAACCGAUGUUUUAAUGUAUGCUCUAUUGAAAAAAGAUGUACCGGCAGCACGUGACGUUCUAGCGUCGUUACCAAAUGUAUUUAGUGCAUUGUGUUUAAAUACAAGAGGUUUAGAAAAUUUUAUGGAGUGUAAACCGUUUGAAAAAUUAUUUCGAGUACUAUUGUCUCCAGAAUAUUUACCAGCUAUGCGACGAAGGCGUGGAGCUGAUACGGUUUAUGGAACAGCUUCUAAUCUGGGCAACGCUGUCGAUGAACUCAUGCGACAUCAGGUUAGCUUACGUACAGAAGCAAUGAAAUCGAUUAUUCAACUUCUUGAACAACUUGUUGAAAUGGGAAAUAAUCCAAAAUAUUGUUGUCAAAAAUCUCAUUCCUCUUCUUCGUCGACAAAAACAAUCGAUACAAUACGAAUAACAACUCGAGCUACACGUACCGCAGCUGCAAAUAAUAACGAUCGUAAUGCUCAAUCGUCCGAUGAUGAAUAUGAUAUGGACGAUGAAGCAACAAAUGAUGAAUUACCGAUUAACCGUUUAGUCAAUCUACAUUCAACUACUAACCCAGAUCAACAGCAAACUACGGAAGAACAGCCGACAACGACUGUCACAACUCUCAAUGUUUCUCCUUCGAUCAUUUCGAAUCUAUCAGCACCGAUACCAAUGACAACAGCAGACAGUGAACAACAACAAACUACUCUACAACAGCCAAAAGAAGAACCAAUUUCUAUACCAUUGUUAGAUUAUAUAGCAAAUAUAAUGCGUUUUGUCGAAGGUGUCAUUAGCAAUAAUACAACAGAUGAUCAUGGAAAAGAAUUUGUUAAAUUAGGUGGAUUGAAACCAUUGUUAAAUAUAUUGCAUAUGAAAAAUUUGCCGAUUGAUUUUCCCAGUAGUCAGGCUUGCACGUGUGUUGCCGGUUUAUGUAAAUCAACUCUAACACUAGUCAAAGAUAAUAAAGUAAUCGAAUUCGCCAUAACGAAUCUUGAUGAAAUAUUACAAUCAUUAACAUCAUUUUAUCAAGGACGACAGUAUGAUGGAUCAUUAUUAAUAAAUGAAUUAGCUCAAGCCGUCUCUUCUUCGAUAGAUCCACUCGAUGCCAUAAAUCAAUCGUCUUUAACGCCACUAUUACAUCGUUUAUCAUUUGUUCAUUCUCAUGUCUCCUUAUUAGUGUCACUAUGUAAAAUAACUCAAAACGAAGUACGUAGUUUACUUAUUAGUCAUUGGGGCACUGAAAAAGGUCUACGUGUAUUACAAAAUUUAAAUAAAUUGUGUAUUACAUUAAUAUGGGAAAGUUCUGUUUUGUUAUCAUUGUGUUCGACAACAGCAACAGAAGAUACAACAAUAUUUAAUAAAGACGACCUUUUGAAAUUGUUUCCAAAUGAUGUACAACCAAAUAUUGAAAGUCUUGCUUCACCAUCUCAUUCGGUAUCAGCCCAAUUAGAAGAAUUAACAACAAGUGACGGUGGUCGUCCAUUUGAAAUUGAUGAAAUAAUGUCAAUGGAUACAACAGAUUUUACAAAAUGUAAAUCAAAAUUAUCACAAUAUAUCCAAACACGUAUUAAAACGAUAAAACCGUUGUUAUGUGUAUCAUCAAAAUUGGGCCGUGCUCUUGGUGAAUUAUAUAAUUUAUUAGUUCGACAAUGUUCAACACCCCAAAUGAGACAUGCAAGACGUUUUAAUCAACAACCAGCUGCUUAUACUCCGACGGCUGCCGCUAAACAAGUAGCAGCUACAAUUAGUGACGUAUUACGCGAAGGUUUUCAAUUUAAUUUACAAUCAUCGCCUGUACAAAAUCAAAAAUUUCGUUUAACAUUUUUUAUUUGUACAAUCGGUUUUGCUACACCAAUGUUAUUUGAUGAACGUCGUCGUCCAUAUAUGUUAAUGCUACAGCAAUUUGAAUCAUCGAAAGCACAAGAUGCACUAUUUAAUGCAUUGGAAUGGACAUUAGAAUUAAUAACAAAAACAAAUAGUGAAACGACAACAACACAAAUUGAUGCGAAUAAUAAUAGUUUUGACACACCACCAACAGAAUUUUUGAAUGCCGCUUUAAUGUUAAUUCAACGAUUAGUCAAUGUUAAAUCUAUUUUAGAAUCACCACAUUCAAUACCAAAAAAACGUUUACCCGAACGUUCAUAUUAUGUACCAUUUGAUCCAUUAAGAUAUUUAGCUGAAACACAUAAACGAGCAUUUCAUAUAUUAACAAACUGUUGUACAAUUUUAUGGGAUAAACCAUCGUUGUUAAAAGAAAAUGCAACGAAAAUUAUCGAUAGUAUAUUAUCGAUAUUUUGUCAUAUUUUAAGAGGUGAAUCAAUUAUACAAAACAAAUUAUCAGAAGAAGAAACAGUACAGGCUGCUAUUGCAGGAACAACAACAAACACGGCAACAGUACCACAAUCCACAGUCGCUAUGGAUCUCUCAGAUUUGCCAGGUAAUGCGGCUACUAUUACAACACCAACACCGGUUAUAAAUGAAGAACAUGUUACGGCCAUAAUGAGUAUGGGCUUUUCACGAGAACACUCUAUCGAAGGUUUAUUACAAACACAAGGAAAUCUUGAAUUGGCCGUUGAUUAUUGCGUCAAUCAUCCUCAAGCUGUUUUACCACAGAUGCAAGUUCUGGGAAUGGAUAUGGACGCUGACAUGGCGCGGGCACUUUUGCUUUCGUUAGGUCAAGAUGUUGAUGAGGCUGCUAAUUCUGCCGGUGCUCUUGCAGCUGUUGAACACUUUGCAUCUGCUUCAACAGCUACAACUACAGUUUCUUCUUCGACUACUACCAACACGUCCACGACAACGACAUCUUCUGGAACAACAAUCACAGUACCCUCCGUUAGUAUUCGUCUAUCAUCUGACGUCACACAACAAGAGAGAUUAAUUGAACCACUAUCAAAAGAAUCUGUUGAUCGUUUUACAAAUUCUAUAAUGUUAAAAAUUCUAGACAUAUUACCCGAUACUGUCUAUAAAAUGUGUGAAUUAGUUGUAACAACGAUGCAUCGUAAUGGAAGUGAAUGGCGUGACCAUUUUUUGGAAAUAAUUGCCAAUGAUAUAAAAUCAAGUUUUAAUCAAUUGAUGAAUUUAUUAACAGAAUAUGAAAAAACGGCCACAACAUCGCUAGCUAAUGAUACAAAUUUGAAUAAUUUUCUUCAACAUACACAAUCCUCAAUUUUAUUUAGUCGUACACUGUUAAUGUCACUUUUAUUUGAAGAAAUGCCAUUUCCUUGUGCACGUACAACACAAAAAUAUGAAUUAAUUAAUGAUUUUUGUUCGUUAAUUGAGCGUACAACACAGUUUUUAAUUAACUUUAAUCAGAAAAAAACACCAUCGUGGUUAGCACCCACAUUUAUCUUUAUCGAUUUAUAUGAAAAAGUAGCACUAGCAUCCACACGUCGAGCUGUUAUUUACAAUCGUUAUAAAGGGUGGACACGUGUUUGGCAAUGGUUUGAUGAACGAACGAUACGUUGGAAUAAUUAUCCUGCAUCUACUAAUAAAAUAAUUGAUGAUGCAUGGGCUAAUGCAGAAGUCACAGUUAAAGUUGUUGUUCAAAAACGAAAUUAUUUGAUACAACUCAACACAAUGCUACAAAUUAAUGAAGAAACAAAUAAUAAACGCCCAAUUAUGUUAACAUUUCAACCACAACCUGCACCAAAGCCACCAUCAACGAUGGCAGCAGUUCCUAAUGAUUCAACAAUGGCCAAUGCAAUUGACGAUACUAAUGCUGACACAAUUCACCCCCCUCCCGUUCCACCUCCACCAUCUUCUUGGGAUACAAUGGAAGCGGAUACAAGUGAUUCGUCGCCAAGUGAUAAUGAUGAUGAUCAGCAACAUCAAGAACGCCGACAACGACGGUUUAAACGUCGUGCAACAGCUAAUCUCAAUGAAAUUCCAGCUAAAAAGUCAGUUAUUGAAUCAAUGGAUACUGACCAGCAACAUCAACAGUCAUUUACAUCCGUUGAUUCUUUAAAUGAUGAAAAUGCUCUAUUACUAACAAACAAUUGUGUUCAUCUUAUACGUUUACCCGUCGAUCCAGAUUGUAUUCAUGCUCUCUUACGUUUGAUAUUACGAUUAACUCGUAAUUAUAAGUAUGCGAAACAGUUUGCACAAAUGGAUGGUAUACAAUCGAUACUCGGUUUAACUCAAACAUCUACAUUUCAAGGUUGUGCAUCGUUAAUAACACUAAUAUUUCGACAUAUCAUGGAGGAUGAUAGUAACUUACGGUUAGCAAUGGAAAAGAAUUUAUGGGCUUGGGUUCAUGGACUCGGGGCAAGAAAAAAAUUUCACGGGCCCGGGCUUACGGGGUCGGGACCCGUUGCAGAAAAAUGUUGUUUGGCUAUACGUCAAGCAUUAACUGGCAAUCAUGGAGGUUCAAUUGGUGUUCCUCCUGGAUGUCCGGGAUCUCAUGAGCCACACGUGUUAUUACGAAUAUUGGGUCCAGCUAUGAGUCGAUCUCCAGAUGUGUUUAUUGAUGUUGCUUCAAAUGUCAUGCAAUUAUUCUCUUCUCCUGGACGAAGUGGAGCAACAAAUCGUCUUACGAAUCAAUUAAUAACUAAUGAUGAUCAUGUGAAUAUCGUGCCAUCUGUUUCUUUAUCAAAUGGAGUAUAUGCGUUACAAGCUCGUCCGGCUACUAGUGCGCCAAAUAAACCACAAUCAACAAAUGCUGUCUCUGGAACCCCAUCCAACGCACAACUUUCAACCACUUCGAUGGUAGUACCACCGUCGACCACAACAAAUCAAACUGGAAGUGUUGGUGAACUUGCAGAACGCCUGCUUGUGGAUUUGCUUGAUUUUCUAUUGACCAAUGAUGAUGAUGGAACAACAACAUCGAUUGAAGCCGCCAGUAGUGCAGCAAUGUCUACUGGAGAUCCAUUACCGCAACUACCAACUUCUGAUACUAUUCAGGUUGAGCAUACUGAUAGCACUGUCUCCAAAUCUGAUGUACAUAUUCAGUACCCCAAACCUCGACGUUUGUUAUCAAAAUCAACCGUGUUACGUAUAUUAGCUGAAUUAAUUCGUUCUUACGCUAAUGUCGCUAAAUUGAUUUCUACAAAAACAUUUUCAUUAAAAAACACACCAGAUACAUCAUGUUCUGCUCUAUCAUAUAUUCUCGAUAAUUUAUUACCUGGAACAAAUCAAACAUUAAUCGAUCAAGAUAAAGAUACACCAGCUUUAUGUCGUCUAUUUCUUGUCGCUAUGGCCGCAUGUAAUCACUGUUUAGAAUCACAAAUGAAUUUAGUAAAUGAAGUAAAAUUAUCAUUAACAAAAGCAAUCAGUCUUCCAGAAUGUGAUGAAAAACAUGUACGUUUACAGUCACUAUCGAGUAUUAUAAAUACAAUGAUUGAAUCAUGUCCAGCACCUAAUACAUCGGCAAAUCAACCACCAAAUCAGGGAGGACAACAUCGUGUACCACAAUUAAUUAUUAAUAAUAUGAUUAAAAUUAUGUAUAAACGAGGUUUGAUUAAUGAUUUAGCAAAAAUGAUACACAGUAUUGAAUUAUCAAGUCCAAAAUUAGUUGAAACGGUGAAUGCUGUAUUGAAACCAAUGGAAACCUUAUCACGGACAAUAAAUUAUGCAUCAUCUUUACAUGUACCCGCCGCACGACCACAUAACAGACAUACAACAACAUCCACAAUGACGAGUUUACCAUCUACGCAACAAACAAAUACAGUGGACAUAACAACAACAGCGAACAGCAACCAAGCAGAACAAACAAUAACCACAAUAGCAAAUCAAAAUCAGCCCUCUCAAGCACAAUCAUCACAAAUCAAUAUUAUUCAACAACCCUCAGUUACGAAUGAUUUAUCAGUUCCGAGAGAAACCGUCGUUCAUGCUAAUACAGCAGUUUCACAACCAACAUCUACAAGUAUGCCUGUUGAUCAUUCAGAUAUUAACAAUGAACGAAACAAUACGGUGCCCAAUGAACAACUUGGCUCUGGACCGAAUGCAUUACUUAGUAUAAGUCAAGAAGAAUUAAUGAAUGCAACUGACAUGGAACCAGUAGCUAGUUUACCGCAGGAUGUUGACGAUUUCGAUAAUCCUAAUCGUGUUCGAAUGAAUGUUAUUUCGAAUGAAAGUGGUGAUCCGAGUGAUGAUGAUGAAGAAGAGAUCGACGACGGUGAAGUGGAGGAUGGUGGUACAAUCAAUAUUGAAUUUGAAGCACGAGAUUUAGGAGAUCAACAAGGUGGCCGUACACAUUUUGAGGUUUGGAAUAUGCCACAAACAACACCAUCAAGUUCAUCAGAUGCAACAAACGAGGACGAAAAUGAUGAGGAAGAUCUUGAAAGUCACAAUGAUGAAGACGAUAUCGAUAUGGAAAGUGAUAAUGAGCGAGAACCACAGCAUCGAUAUAGUGACGAUGAUGAAGAUUUAACUAGUGAAGAAGGAGACGAAAUGCGUGUUGAAGCUCCACCUACGACACAAACAAAUGACGAUGAACAGGAUACGGACAGUACAGAUGAUACAAAUACAGAUAUAGAAGAAACAGCGAUUGAUAUACACAUUGAAACAGGUAGACCACAAAAUACAAGUACAACUGGUGAACGUUCUGAAAUAGUACCAGCUGGUGGUGUUAAUAAUGGAGAUGAUGUGACAGUCAAUGUGACUGGUGGAGACGAAGUCGAUGACGAUGAAUCGUUUGGGGAUGAUGAAAUGCACGACAAUGAAGAUAUCGAGGAGAUGGUUGAACGUGAUCUUCAUUUCAAUGAAGACGAUGAAGAAGAAGAUGAGGACGAAGAUGAUGAAGAGGAAGAUGAAAGUACAGAGUUUGAAGACGAUGAGAAUGAUAUUGUCAACUAUGUAAAUGAUAUUGAUAUUGAUGAUGAUAUGCUAUCAGAAAUACGAAAUAAUUUAUUGUCUCCAGCUGAUAUUGAACCAAUAUUAAUACCAACAAAUUUACAAGGUGUCCGAAUACGCACAACAGCCUAUCCGUCUAUUCAUGGACUCACUGAUUCUUCUCCCGAUCCAGCAUUGCCACCACCGCCAAUGAGUGUCCCAGCAUUACAUCCUCUAUUAGUCCAUCAUAGUGAUAAUCAAUUGAGUUCGGGAGCAUUCGCACGUUUCCGCCAGUUAGGUACUUCAAAUGCAGCGGCAACAACACAUUUAACACAACAACAAGCAAAUCAAGCAUCAUUUGGCACCGGCGCAACGCAAGCGCCAACUAUUGCUGCAACAGCAGCUUCGAUACUUACUGGAGCUGCUGCGCUAGCUGCUCAACAACAACCUCCAAGAAAUCGAACAACACGUACAUUGUUUGUUCCCACUACUAGUGGUGCUGGUGUACUUGGUCGAGCAAGUGGUUUUGCUGAAUAUUUACAACAAGUUGGCCAAAUUGAUGUUGAUCCUUUUGCUCCUUCGGGUGCAACAACAACAAGGAUACUACUCGGAACGAAUGGACAUGAUCCAGAAACUUGGCGUUUUCUUCACGAUCAAAUAUUAAUGGAUAUGGCUCCACAAGCGAAUGAAGGAAAUGAAAAUAUUGAUGGAACAAAAAUUUAUAUGAUUCGAACGCCGUUAGCUCGAUGGAUGGAAGAAAGUCUCGUUUUAGAUGGACCAUAUGUGCACGACACUGUUUCAGCAUUAAAACCAAAAAUUCUCGAACCAUUAGAAAAAACGCAUGAAGCUGAAACACAGCAAGCCUUAGCAAAGAAACAAAAAGAAGAAGAAGAGAAAAAGAAGCGUGCUGAAGAAAAAGCGGCCAGCAUAGCGUCGGCGUUAGCUGCUGAAAUUCAGGCAUCAGCAAAUGAGAUAACAACUUCAUUAACUGAUACUACAACAGCACAAACGACGGAAGUAGAAACCGAAACUCGUCCAACAGCAACUGAUGAUAUGCAAAGUCCACCUGCUGUAACUGUUCAACCUGAAGUCCAACACACCGUUAUGUACGAUCCUCUAAUAGUAUUAACACCAAUACCUUUUUCACCAGAACCAGAGACCGUAAUAUCAAAUGAUAUUCUUGCUACAACAACAGCCUCUCCAGUUGAGUCUAUGGCCACAAACCAACCAUCACCCAGUGCACAAAAUCCGAUUAUUGUUUUGGAUGUUGUUCCUGACAGUGAUCCUGUAACUACCGAUAACACACCCUCUGUACCAACAACCACUGAACAAACAUCGCUAAUGGAAGUAAAUCCUGUUGUUCCAUCUGAAGAUUCAUCUAAAAUAACGUCGCAUUCACCAGUUGGAGUGUCAGACACUACAACAACAGCAGCAACUACGAUGUCAAUAGCACCAACAGUUGUACCCCAAGAAGAACCGGAAGUCGAAUGGCAAACAUUAGUGUUUGAUGGACGUGAAUUUCGUGUACCGCGAAUUUUAGAAAUUGAUCCAUCAUUUUUGGCUGCAUUGCCCGAAGGAAUGCGUGAAGAAAUCAUAACUGAUCAAAUCAGAAAUUUUGAACGACAAGAAAAUCAACGACGUGCAGCUAGAGUAGCAGCGAUUGCCGCUACUUCAGCAACAGCUGGUGCUACAUCAAGUGGAGAAAACGGAACAGCCUCAGCAGAAAAUGCCACUAUUCCCACCGAUGUAGCAGGUGAAAUGUUUGGAGAUAUUAAUCCAGAAUUUAUUCAAGCACUUCCAGCUGAAAUCCAAGAAGAAUUAUUACAAGAACGAAAUCGAACGCGUGCUGCGUUGCAAGCAGCAACUGGUACUUCAACUGAUGCUGGACCAGCAGAAUUUCUUCGUACAUUACCACCACAUUUACGACAACAAGUAUUAGCUGACAUGGAAGACAGUCAGAUAGCUGCAUUACCAGAUGAUAUGGCUGAUGAAGCACGAAGAUUAAGACAAGCAAUGGAAACACAACAUAGUCAGUAUUUACAAAGACAUAAUUUUCUUGCUAGAAGUCAACAUUUAAUGACUUCUAUGUUAACAAGUAAUGCACAUCAUGGUACACGUCCAAUUCGUAUGUAUAAUUUACGUGCCCUACAAGAAGCACGUAAUCGUGGAGAACGUGCUGGCACAAAUUGGUACUCAUUAUCACGUGGUGGUAAUGGGGCAGUAGGUGCAGCGACGAAUGAUACAGUUGGACUACGUGGAAGACAAUUGUUGGAUUAUGAAUCAAUUUGUUGCUUAUUAAUAUUAUUAUUUAUCGAUGAUCAACGUUUAAAUUUUACACGUUUACAAAAAGUACUAAAAAAUCUUUGUCAUCAUUCACCCACUCGAGCAUGGAUAAUCAAAGCUUUGCUAUCCAUCAUGAAUAAAAGUACAGGUAAACCAGAAUUUGAAAUAUCAUCUACACGUGCAACAACAUCAUCAACUUCGUCACCACCAACACCAAAUACUUCUGUUACAUCAACACCGGGAGCACCAACAUUAGUAUUGAGUACAACGCCGGAUCGAAACCGUUCAUCAGUAUUUAAUUCAUCUAUAAUAUAUCCGACAAAUAAUCAACAGCAACAAUUACAAGAUUCACAAUUAAAACUGAUUAAUCCAUCUUGGCUAACAAUUAGUUUUGAUAGUGCAUUUGGUGCUAAAACAAAUGUGUUUAAAAUACAACGUUUGGGAGGAAAACGAGGCGGACAUGUACAGGUUUCUGUCCAUGCGCAAGCGUGUCCAAUAGUUUGUCGACAAGUAAUUGAUGCCUUGAUUAUAUUAGCUAAAAUAUUUCCAGAAUAUUUUCUUCCACUAACAAAUUCUGAACAGCAACAACAACAUCAGCAAUUAGCUUUUUCGACACAUUCUCCAUCGACAAUUGUUAAUAAUGAUCAAACAAAAUCAUCAAUUUCACCUGAAAAACAAAUAUCAACUAUUCAACAAAUAUCGACAGUCAAAUCUUCCAGUCGUGAUAUUUCAUUUUGGGAAUUAUUAUUAAAAUUAGAUCAAACAUUUGGUAACAGACUAUCGUUAAAUCGCCAAUCGUCAAUACCUUCAUCAACAUUAUCUUCUCACACUUCGUCUACACCCACACAACGAACAUCUACAUCAAUUACACAACGUCCUCCUUUACCCACUUCAACAACAGCAGCCACAACCACAAAUGAAAGUGAUUUUGAAUCAUGUCCAUUAGCUGCACUCAUGUACAUGUUAGAUCAUCCAAUAUUAAAUAAAAAUAAUCAAUUAAUGGAUAAACUCUUUAAAUUAUUAUCAUUGAUUUCACAAAGUUUUCAUAUACAUAUAACAACGAAAAAAGAUAUACCAGUACAGUCACCUCCAACAACAUCCACACCACUUUUAUCAAAUGUUGAACAAAAUCCGUUAACACAAACUCAACCACGCACAGAAAUUGCAAAUGUCGCUCAAGCAUCUAUUAACAAUAUUCAAAAUCCAACCUUAUCACAAUCAUUACAAUCUGCACAAAUCAAUAAUAAAAUAAUUGUAUCCGAUGAUCAAGUCGUUUUAGGUAAACAACUUGAUCUUGUUAUCAAAGCAUUAAUAUCAAAAUCGUGUACAGAAGAUGGUUUGGAAUUUGCAACAAUAUUAUUAUUAAAUGUUUCUAAGAUAAAUUUACAAACAAGAGAAAAAGUUUUACGUUUGUUAUUAGAUGGUAUUCAAUUAUUGGGAAAAAAUGUUAGUCAAGAAAUAAGACAACUUCAUUGGGAAGUUCAAGAUUAUCUGUCCAAAAACAGAUCAACGGAGGAUGAAAAGACAGCUGAAAAACAACAACAACACCAUCAUCCGCUUGACGAUUCGUCGUCAAAUCUUUUUGAACGAUACAAUAGUAGUCGAAAUAUUACAAACAGUACAUCAGCAACAAUAACGAACAAGCAACAAGAUUUGCAAUUGCCUGCCAUGAUUAUGUUAACAUCAAAAACGGCUAAUCAACAAUUUUUAUUACGUAUAUUAAAAGUUAUAAUACAAUUGCGUGAAGCAAGAAAGAAAGAUCAGGUAGAUCAACAGCAUCAAUUUGAUCAAGAAAUGCAAGCAUUAACAAGACGUUUAGAUAAUUUAAGACAAUCUUUACGAACACUUUCAUCAGCUAAUACAGUAUCAGCAACUGCACCGUCAUCAGACAGUGGCAUGGAUGCACUUACACGUGAAAUUCAACCUAUUCAUGAAUUAAUACAACGUUUAGAGCAUAUGCGUACACGUUUAACAACAGUUAUGAAUACUUCAAAUCAACAACAGCAAUUCACCUUUCAAAAUACUGAUACAAUUCAUGAUGUACAAGAAAUGAGACGUUUAUUAAGACAAUUAGAAAAUGUUGUCGAUGAGUUUAAUGUACCAUUAUCACAGGCAAUGACAUCACGUCUAAAUGCUGUGCUAAAUGAUGUAACGGUCAACACCACUGCAUCAACGGAUCAAGCGAUCACUACAGCACCACUAGAAACACAACAGCCAAAUGCUACGAUUAUCACAACGGAUGCAAUGGAAAUUGGAGAUCAAACUGAGCCGAAUACAAUCAAGAAAACACAAUUUCAACAAACAAAACUCAGUGAAUUAUUAAAUAUAAAUGAAUUAUGGGAUUCUCUAAGUGAUUGUCUAGAAGCAUUAUCUCAAUUACCCGAUCCACAUGCUGUACUCGUAUUACAACCAGCUGUUGAAGCAUUUUUUAUUUUACAUGCAACAGAUGCCGAACGAGAAACAGAAAAAGAUGAUAAAAAGAAAAAGGAUCGUCAACAAAGUGAAGCAAUGGCACAUUUAGAAUGUUUUGGUCCGGCAGCAUCUUUAGUUCAACCAUUUGCCGAAUCACGAUUACCUACUGUGUCAGCAGUCGAAUCUCAAGUCACCGAUACUGUCCCAAAACCAUCGUCUACCGAAGAAACAACAAUGCCACCUACAUUAGUUUUAAAAACUCCAGCACAACCAGUUGAAUUAUCACCGGAUGCACAAAAAUUUUUGAAUUUUGCUCGUACACAUCGUACGGUAUUAAAUCAGAUAUUAAGACAAAGUACACAACAUUUGAGUGAAGGACCAUUUCAUAUUUUAACAGAUUAUACAAAUAUAUUAGAUUUUGAUGUUAAACGAAAAUAUUUUCGUCAUGAAUUAGAUCGUUUUAAAGAUAAUAUGCGUGGUGAAGAUUUAGCUGUACAUGUACGACGACAACAUGUUUUUGAAGAUUCAUUUCGUGAACUGAAUCGUCGUGCACAAGAAGAUUGGAAACAUCGGUUAUAUAUUGUAUUUGAUAGUGAAGAAGGUCAAGAUGCUGGUGGUCUACUACGUGAAUGGUAUUCAAUAAUCGCUAAAGAAAUGUUUAAUCCCAAUUAUGCCUUAUUUAUGAUAAAUCCAGGUGAUCGUGUAACAUAUAUGCCAAAUCCAUUAUCACAUUGUAAUGCAAAUCAUAUUAGUUAUUUUAAAUUUAUUGGACGUAUCAUUGCUAAAGCUAUUUUCGAUAAUAAAUAUAUGGAUUGUUAUUUUACACGAGCAUUUUAUAAACAUAUUCUCGGUGUACCCGUUCGUUAUACUGAUAUGGAAAGUGUUGAUUUAGAAUUUUAUAAAAAUUUAGUUGGUCUAUUAGAAAGUGACAUUCAUACACUUAAUCUAGACUUAACAUUUAGUUUGGAUGUUAGUGAAUUUGGUGUAAAUAGAACAAAUGAUCUAAUACCAAAUGGUUCAAAUAUACCCGUAACAAAUGAAAAUAAACAUGAAUAUGUUCGAUUAGUGUGUCAAGAAAAAAUGAUUGGAUCCAUACGACAACAGAUCAAUGCAUUUUUAGAUGGAUUCUAUUCAAUUAUACCAAAAAAUUUAAUAUCUAUAUUCAAUGAACAAGAGUUAGAAUUAUUGAUAUCAGGCUUGCCAGACAUUGAUACUGAGGAUUUGAAAGCAAAUACAGAAUAUCACAAAUAUCGUCCAAAUUCACUGCAGAUACAAUGGUUUUGGCGUGCAUUACGUUCGUUCGAUAAAGAAGAUUUAGCUAAAUUUUUACAAUUUGUCACUGGUACUUCAAAAGUUCCAUUACAAGGUUUUGCACAUUUAGAAGGUAUGAAUGGUCCACAAAAAUUUCAAAUUCAUCGUGAUGAUCGUUCAACCGAUCGUCUUCCAUCAGCACAUACAUGUUUUAAUCAACUUGAUCUUCCUGCCUAUGAAAGUUAUGAUAAACUUCGUGACAUGUUAUUAAUGGCAAUACGUGAAUGUGCCGGAUUUGGUUUUGCUUAA